Ahaetulla prasina is the source of this 1906-nucleotide messenger RNA. RefSeq names its product leptin (gene LEP). The transcript is spliced from 3 exons. Gene Ontology annotation, biological process: negative regulation of appetite by leptin-mediated signaling pathway; lipid metabolic process; tyrosine phosphorylation of STAT protein. NCBI's taxonomy places the organism in Eukaryota, Metazoa, Chordata, Lepidosauria, Squamata, Colubridae. The record is from RefSeq and is a predicted model, not a curated record. Gene Ontology annotation, cellular component: extracellular region. Gene Ontology annotation, molecular function: hormone activity; peptide hormone receptor binding. Bases 1279 to 1887 code for a protein of 202 amino acids.
CCGGGCGGUCCUUGGGCGACCCUCCUGGACGACCCUUCCUUGCUCUACGGAUUCCACCCGGAUUUAGGAAAAACUUUCCCGGGAAGCCCCGGGGAGGGGACUGCACAGCUCCCGUUCGUCUGGGGGGAUCUUGCAAGGCUCGGCCGGUUCUAAAGCGAAUCCCCUGGCCACGUUCAGCUGCGCGCCCCUCUCCAAAGACUCGCGCUCUCCCUGUUGGCGGCCGGUCUCCUAAGGCCCGAGGGGGUCCUGGCAGGGGGGCGCCCGUUAGGCCGGGACGUCUUCCCUCUGCUCAGGGUCUUCUUAGGCUCCUUCCGAAGUGGGAGGGAAAAACACACUCCCUUUCGCUCUCCGGGCUCUUCUUCGCCGGAGGAUUCAUCCGACCGCCGCCUGAGCGCCUGGGCCGGCUAGCCUCCCAGGGUUGAGUAUCUUAGGGAGUCCCGACGGCGCGACCCUUCCACCCCACGAAUGCACCGCCGCUUCCGACGCCUCUCCGUGCUCUAAGAGGGCCCUUCUGCAGCCGGUCCAAGCGCAGGCGCCCCUUAGUUGGAGACUGGACGGGGAGGGCUUGGAGAACCUGGGCCGCCGCCUCUUUUUCCCUGAACUGUCCCGGUGCUCCGUCCCAAGCAGAACCGGGAGACCAACUCCAGCAGAGACACCCGCUGGGUUUCGCCAGCCAGCGCCAGCCCAGGGGCUGCUUAGCGCCUCCGGAAGGAAGUCAUCUCCGGUGUCGCUUGGCAGGGCUGUCCCAAAGGCUGAGCCCCCAGAUGCCAGCGGAGUCUAGCGGUCCGGGUAAACCGGCUUUUUAACCCAGGAUCUGCCCGUAACAUUGCCCUUGACUUAGAGUCUGCGGGGGAUGGGGGUGGCUAACAGAGGGCGAGCGGAGGACGUCGCCGAGCCAAAUCCAUUCUAGCCAGCCAAAAGGCGAAGGCGCGCGGGGCAAUGCGAAAUGUUUCCCCUCCACUCGCGCCCAUCUCCCGGUCGUUUCCCAAUCAGCCGGGCCAGAAAUCGUCCCCCCCCCGUGCUUAGGGAGGGGGCAGAGAUGUCCGUAAAACCCGCCCCCCCAGCCUUUAAGCCGAGUGAGUCUCCGGGGUGGGUCCCUCCUGCCGGGGUGGCGGGGCCCUGGAGCAUGGGGGAGGGAGCGAGGGAGGGGAAAAGGGAGGGAGGAGGGAGGAGCCGGGCAGGGCCGGGACGGGACGGGACGGGCAGGGCCGGGCAGAGCCGAGUCGCGGCCGGCUGCGCGUUGUGCAACGCCGUACUUAUAAAAGGGUCGCGACUGCGAUGGAGCCUCAGAAGCCGGGGCGGAAGCGCGAAGCAGUACCGCGGGCGGAGGUGAGCUGCGCCGUCCGCAGAGCAAGUGAUGCGCUGAGCAGGCUCAAGGAGAAGAUGCGCUCCCCCCGCAUUUCUGUGUAUGGGUUUCUGUGGGUCUGGCUGCCCCUCUUCUACAGCCGGUCUGUGAAAAUAGACAAGGUGAUUGCCGACACUAAAAGCCUCACCAAGACGAUCGUUGCCAGGAUCCAGGAGCACCAGUUCCCUCCGCUGAGCCUGAAGAUCAACGGUCUGGACUUCAUCCCCGGGGAGCUGCCGGUGCAGAGCCUGGAGGCCAUGGACGAGGCUCUGGAGCUCUUCCACCAAGUCCUCUCCAACCUGCCCCUGGAGGCACCCGUCGUCCAGAUCUCUCACGACGUGGAGAACCUCCAGAGCCUCUUGCAGCUGCUGGGCUCUUACCUGGGCUGCCCUCCCCACAGGCCCGCCCGCUCGGACGCCCUGCAGAACCUGACCGAGCGCCUGGCCGUCUCUCCCUAUACCGCGGCGGUGGUGACCUUGGACCGCCUCCAGAAGUGCCUGCAGAGCAUCACCAAGCACCUCGACCACGUGCACAACUGCUAGGGGGGGCUGCCUUGACAAG